Messenger RNA from Chenopodium quinoa (quinoa), 1212 nucleotides. RefSeq names its product F-box/FBD/LRR-repeat protein At1g16930-like. Gene Ontology annotation, molecular function: protein binding. The transcript has a single exon. The record is from RefSeq and is a predicted model, not a curated record. Bases 1 to 1212 code for a protein of 403 amino acids. Lineage: Eukaryota; Viridiplantae; Streptophyta; Magnoliopsida; Caryophyllales; Amaranthaceae.
AUGGUUGAUGGCAAAAUUAUGAAAUGCUAUAUCAGAAAACAGCGCAGAAGGUCGAGGGCGGAAGAAGAAGACAGGUUGAGCUCACUUCCUGAUGUCAUUCUCACCAACAUUCUUUCUCGUCUCCCUAUCCAUGUUGCCAUCGCAACCUCCGUCUUAUCCCACCGAUGGCGCCGGGUCUGGACCGGCAUCACCUGCGUUGAAAUCGUUACUUGUAGAACAUCAGGAGUUGCCGCCAUGUUUGACUGCAUCCUACGACAGCUUACAUCCCGGAAGCUCCACGUCUUUGAUCUUGCUCUGCUAGAGGUGUUUAAAUCUCCGGAAAUUAGUGAAUCAGAAAUAGAAUUAUGGGUCCGUGAAGUUUGCAGUCGAAAUGUGGAGGAUAUCAGGAUCGAUGCACAUUAUGAUAGUCAGUUUUGUGUACCCGCUAUUCUGUUCAAUUCACAAUCUCUGGUAACUUUGAAAUUAUGGGGCUUGCUUCAGUUUAAAUGGCCGGAAAUUGGGAGCUUAUGCUUUCAUCUACCUAAUUUGAAGUCACUUAACCUUUGCAAGCUUAUUGAUGUUCCUCUUUCGUUGGGGACUCUAUUAAGAUCUUGCCCUCAUUUGGAACAUUUAGAUUUAGACUUCGAUCUAGCUGAUAAUCUACAUUUUUCAUUGUCUAGUUCUGUUGUGAAUAUCAUUGCCCCCAAUUUGAAAUCAUUGUCUAUACAUAUGCUAUACACUCCCGGGCAAAUUAGUGUAUAUAUCGAUGCACCCAAAUUGGAAAACCUGAAAAUUGAGAAUUUCUAUUCAAUUUAUUACUUUCUCCGGAAUCCAACUGUGUUAAAGGAAGCGCGUAUUGAAUUGAUGCAUGAUGAAUGGUAUGGGCUGGAGUCAGAUGAUGAAGAGGAGAAAGAGCUGGAUUAUGGCUCAUUGUCUGAAGCACGAAAAGAAUAUCUUCACCAGAUGACCAAGUUUGUUGGAGGAAUGUCUACUGUUACCAAUCUUGAGCUAAGGCUAGAGAGUCUGACCAAUAUAUUCAAAUAUCAAAACCCUGUGAAACUGCCAAUCUUUUCUAACGUAGCCCAUCUCGAAACAAAUUUCUUGAAGGAUUUGAUGUUUUCCUUACAUUGUUUUCCCAACUUAGAGCAUCUUAAGGUGUCAGAUUGUGAUGAUAAAAUGGAGCAAAGUAGUUUGUGUACACCAGAUUCAAUUUCAGAUUGUUUUGAUAAGUAA